UGUUGGAGACCACGACCACUCACCCUGCCGUCCGGGGUCACAGUCGACGGCCGGAGUCGGCGGCAGCGCCCAGUCGAGCAGACCGCAGCGCGUGGACGGGACGGUCAAACAGCGGUCUUCCCCGCAGAAACGACCAGCGGCCACCCCGACAGGACUAUCGUGAAGGUCACCGUGAUGGUUAUCAGCUUGAAAAGGAGGGUCAUGAGGGCGCCGGCAUGCCGGAGGAUCUGCAGCGGGGAAGGGGUCUUCAGGACCCAGUGUGUCAGCCACCGGCGGUGGAGACUUCAGUGGCUGAUUUGUCCGAGGCCGAUUUGUCCGAGGCCCGUUUCUCCGAGGCCCGCUUUCCUGAGGCGGAAUUCCGUCGUCAAGUACCACCCUCGCCCGUGAACCCUUUGGCCUGGGACCAGGAGGCUGAGAAGCGAGCGGCCAGAGAGGUCCAAGCCAAACCGACACCCCGGAGUGAAGGGCCAGGCCGGUUUGCACAACUUACCCCAGAGCGGAGUCAGUCCCGUGGGACACAGGGGACUCGAACCCCGGUCCUGAACCUCGGACAAAACCUCAGCUUCGGUCAAAGUCCCAGCCACUACGGACUUCCUGGGCACAGUGUAGCGCAUCAUGCCCUUUCUGAUGGGCAUCUGGUUAGAGCGGUGGAAGGAGCAGUGAGAAGAGCCGAGUAUCCGCCUAGAAGGGAGACACAUUUCCAACAUUAUAGCAGAUCCGGCAGAUCGUCAGGCCUUAUGAGCCACCCCUCUGGCGGCCUCAUGGAACCACCUUUUUCACACGGGACGCAAGAAUACGGGACUCAAGAACACGGGACUCAAGGAUACGGGACUCAAGGAUAUGGGACCCAAGGAUAUGGGACCCAAGGAUACGGUACAGGAGAACAUGGUACCCAAAUGCGGAGUGGUACGCAAGAGUACGGGACGCAAGGAUAUGGCGGCCAAACGUAUGAGCUCCAGAGAUCUGCCCAGAGAUGGGACACUGUACCGGAGCCUAGAGGCUGGCGAGAACCUUGCGACGCACCCUUGUAUUGCCCACCCAGAGACCCCCCGGUCAGGCUGCUGCCCUGUCCUGAUGGGGUGUACAUAUUUCCCCCGCCGCCAGGACUCUAUCCAGAAUAUGAAAUGAACCCUUUUUUCAGAAGGAACGAGCGAUGA
Molecule: messenger RNA, 1157 nt
Organism: Gregarina niphandrodes
Lineage: Eukaryota; Apicomplexa; Conoidasida; Eugregarinorida; Gregarinidae
Exons: 1
Source: RefSeq, a predicted model, not a curated record